CUGACUGGCUUGGCCUCUCGGCGGUGGCGGCAAGUGGCGUGCGAGCGAGCCAAGCAAGCCCAGCGAGCACACGCAGACAACACAGACACCACACGCUCAGUGAACACCACGCUCAGUGCACACCACGCACGCGACAUCCCAGCGGCGCGCGGUUGUUGUUGUUGUUAUUGUCGUUGUUGUUGUGGUGGUUACAUCGCAGCGGUCGGCACCCGAAGCGUGGGUUGGGAGAGGGGGGGUGUGUGGGAUUGCGGGCGCCGUCGUUGAAACUGUUUCGAAACGAUCGUCCAGGAUAACAACAACAACAAGAAGAAGCAGCAGCAGAAAACAAAAUGUCGUACAAUUACGUGGUGACGGCGCACAAGCCGACGGCUGUGAACGCGUGCGUCACGGGUCACUUCACCUCCGCAGAGGACCUGAACCUCCUCAUUGCCAAGAACACCCGGUUAGAGAUCUACGUGGUGACUCCCGAAGGCCUGCGGGCGGUCAAGGAGGUCGGCAUGUACGGGAAGAUUUCCGUCAUGGAGCUCUUCCGGCCGCAAGGAGAAAAAAAAGAUCUUCUCUUCAUCUUGACUGCCAAGUACAACGCAUGCAUCCUGGAGUACAAACAGGAUGGGGAUAAUGUGGAUAUCAUCACGAGGGCACAUGGUAAUGUGCAGGACCGUAUUGGACGUCCAUCAGAAACGGGCAUCAUUGGCAUUGUAGACCCCGAGAGCCGCAUGAUUGGUCUGCGCCUCUAUGAUGGCCUAUUCAAGGUCAUCCCGCUUGACCGGGACAACAAGGAGCUGAAGGCAUUCAACAUUCGCUUGGAGGAGCUCAUGGUCAUCGAUGUCAAGUUCCUGUUUGGCUGUGCCGUGCCAACCAUUUGCUUCGUCUACCAGGACCCCCAAGGUCGGCAUGUGAAGACCUAUGAGGUGUCUCUUCGAGAUAAGGAGUUUAAUAAGGGGCCUUGGAAACAGGACAAUGUGGAUGCCGAAGCUGGAAUCGUCAUUGCAGUGCCUCAGCCAAUGGGAGGAGCUCUCAUUAUUGGACAGGAAGCUAUCACAUACCACAAUGGUGACCAGUAUCUACCCAUUGCUCCUCCUGCCAUCAAGCAAAGCACCAUCGUGUGCCAAAAUCGCGUGGACGCCAACGGCUCCCGCUACCUCCUGGGCGACAUGGAGGGGCGGCUGUUCAUGCUGCUGCUGGAGAGGGAUGAGCUCAUGGACGGCACGGCCACCGUGCGGGAUCUGCGAGUUGAGAUGCUCGGGGAGACAUCUAUUGCCGAAUGUCUGACUUACUUGGACAAUGGUGUGGUUUACAUCGGUUCAAGGCUCGGAGACUCCCAACUGGUUAAGUUGAAUGUUGACAGCAAUGAGCAGGGCUCAUAUGUCACAACCAUGGAGACCUUCACCAACCUGGGCCCCAUUGUGGACAUGUGCGUUGUGGACCUGGAGCGGCAGGGGCAGGGCCAGUUGGUGACAUGCUCAGGUGCCUUCAAGGAGGGCUCAUUGCGAAUAAUCCGCAAUGGCAUUGGAAUUCACGAGCAUGCCAGCAUUGACCUGCCGGGCAUUAAGGGCUUGUGGCCUCUCCGCUCGGACCCCACACGUGACUUGGAUGACAUGCUCGUUCUCUCCUUUGUCGGCCAGACACGAGUGCUCAUGUUGAACGGUGAGGAGGUGGAGGAGACCGAGUUGCCCGGUUUUUGUGAUGAGCAGCAGACCUUCUACUGCGGAAACGUGGCCAAUGAACAGCUCAUCCAGAUAACCUGUGGAUCCGUGAGACUGGUGGACCACAAGUCAAAGGCGCUGGUGAGCGAGUGGAAGGAGCCCAGUGGCAAGAACAUCAGUGUGGCCUCCUGCAACUCGGCGCAGGUGGUGUGCGCCGUGGGCCGAAUGCUCUUUUACCUGGACAUCUCGGCAGGGCAACUCAAGCAAGUCAGUUCCACCGAGAUGGAGCAUGAGGUGGCAUGUCUCGACAUCUCGCCGCUGGGCGAUGGGGCCGGCAACUCGACCCUGUGUGCCGUGGGCCUGUGGACGGAUAUCUCUGCGCGCAUCCUGCGUCUGCCCUCGUUCGACACACUGCACAAGGAGAUGCUGGGCGGAGAGAUAAUCCCUCGCUCGAUCCUGAUGACAACGUUCGAGGGAGCCCAUUACCUGUUGUGUGCACUUGGAGACGGAGCCCUCUUCUACUUCAAUCUCAGUGUGGACAGCGGCUACCUGAGCGACAAGAAGAAGGUGACACUGGGCACACAGCCGACGGUGCUGCGCACGUUUAAGUCUCUUUCCACAACCAACGUGUUUGCCUGCUCGGACCGCCCCACCGUCAUCUACAGUAGCAACCACAAGCUGGUCUUCUCCAACGUGAACCUUAAGGAGGUCAACUACAUGUGCCCCCUCAACUCACAAGGCUACCCUGACAGCUUGGCGCUGGCGAACAACAGCACUCUUACCAUUGGCACCAUCGAUGAGAUUCAGAAACUGCACAUCCGAACAGUGCCACUCAACGAAUCUCCCAAGCGCAUUUGCUAUCAGGAGUCAUCGCAAUGCUUUGGCAUUCUCAGCAGCCGCGUGGAGUUACUCGACCAAAAUGGGGGCACCAGCCUCGUGCGACCGAGUGCCAGCACGCAGGCGUUGUCCAACAGCGUAAGCAACAGCAAGCUGUUCUCAAGCAACAGUGCGCAGCACGAGAGUUCGUACGGCGAAGAGACGGAGGUGCACAGCCUGCUCGUCAUCGACCAACACACCUUUGAAGUGCUGCAUGCGCACCAGUUCCUCCCGAGCGAGUACGCUCUGAGCAUCGUGUCGUGCCGUCUGGGGAAGGACCCCACGACGUACUUCGUGGUGGGCACGGCCAUGGUGUACCCCGAAGAGGCGGAACCCAAGCAGGGCCGCAUCGCCAUAUUCCACUACACUGACGGGAAACUGCAGACGGUGGCAGAGAAGGAGGUGAAGGGUGCAGUGUACUCAAUGGUUGAGUUCAACGGCAAACUCUUGGCCAGCAUCAACAGCACGGUGCGCCUUUACGAGUGGACGGCGGAGAAGGAGCUGCGCACCGAAUGCAACCACUACAACAACAUCAUGGCCCUUUACCUCAAGACCAAGGGCGACUUCAUCCUCGUGGGCGACCUCAUGCGCUCCAUGCUGCUGCUUGCCUACAAGCCCAUGGAGGGUAGCUUCGAGGAAAUUGCCCGCGACUUCAACCCCAACUGGAUGAGUGCGAUAGAGGUGCUUGAUGAUGACAAUUUCCUGGGCGCAGAGAAUUCCUACAACCUGUUCGUUUGCCAGAAGGACAGUGCGGCCACGUCCGACGAGGAGAGGCAGCACCUGCAGGAGGUGGGGCAGCUGCACCUGGGCGAGUUCGUCAACGUGUUUUGCCACGGCUCGCUCGUCAUGCAGAACCUCGGCGAGAGCUCCACGCCAACGCAGGGCUCUGUGCUCUUCGGCACCGUCAACGGCAUGAUUGGGCUGGUGACGUCACUGUCGGAGGGCCUGUUCACGUUGCUGCAGGACAUGCAGGGCCGCCUCACCAAGGUCAUCAAGAGCGUGGGCAAAAUCGAGCACUCCUUCUGGAGAUCAUUCCACAACGAGCGAAAGACAGAAGCAGCGACGGGUUUCGUGGAUGGGGACCUCAUCGAGAGUUUCCUGGACCUUAGCCGCCCCAAGAUGCAAGAAGUGGUGGCCGGCCUGCAGAUUGACGACGGGAGCGGCAUGAAGAGGGAAGCGACGGUGGACGACCUGAUCAAGACUGUGGAGGAGCUCACGCGAAUCCACUGAGCAGCGGGCAUCUUCCACUGCACAUGCUGUCCCAAACAUCAGUAGCCCUUCAUUGACCACCCCUCCCCGCCGAAGACAUAGGAUUUACCCUAUUUUGCCUGAACUAGUUUUUCCUUUGUUAAUUUUACCCACUUCUACCCUGCAUUGUUUCUCUUUACCUUCCCUUUCCCCAACUUGUGUUCCGUUGUUGACAAUUUGCUUUCACUCACCACACACACGUAAUGCUCUUUCAACCACUUCCCUUUUCUGAAUGAUCCCUGUUAUCGAGACGGCGAUGAACACUGUCGUGCUUGUACUGUGCCACACCCCCGCCUCGCUCAUCUGUACAUUUGGACAACAGGAAGCAUGGCCCUUGUUUCAGAGGAAGUGGUUUUUUUGUUAUUUAACUGCUCAGGAGGGGUUGCCCUUCCGCAUGGGCACCUACUUAUAAUAAAAUAUUCAGCUAUG
Messenger RNA from Lethenteron reissneri (Far Eastern brook lamprey), 4199 nucleotides. It is a transcript of the gene DDB1, whose product is annotated as damage specific DNA binding protein 1. Gene Ontology annotation, cellular component: nucleus. Gene Ontology annotation, molecular function: nucleic acid binding; protein binding. Lineage: Eukaryota; Metazoa; Chordata; Hyperoartia; Petromyzontiformes; Petromyzontidae. The record is from RefSeq and is a predicted model, not a curated record.